Molecule: messenger RNA, 1797 nt
Organism: Drosophila mauritiana
Lineage: Eukaryota; Metazoa; Arthropoda; Insecta; Diptera; Drosophilidae
Gene: Cdk4
Product: cyclin-dependent kinase 4
Exons: 7
Coding region: 459-1412 (317 amino acids)
Biological process (GO): regulation of G2/M transition of mitotic cell cycle; signal transduction; G1/S transition of mitotic cell cycle
Cellular component (GO): nucleus; cytoplasm; cyclin-dependent protein kinase holoenzyme complex
Molecular function (GO): ATP binding; cyclin-dependent protein serine/threonine kinase activity; cyclin binding
Source: RefSeq, a predicted model, not a curated record
AUAAGACGUUUUAAAAACUUAAUUAAAGUGCGACUGCCGGGCAACUGAACCGUGUUCGCACCAAAAAUUCGCGUCGCGUUGCUCCUAUCGUGCGGUUCUUGCUGGAUUAUCAACAAAUGCCAAAAUUUCGUCAAAGCGAAUAAAAAUCGUAUAUGUAUUCAUAAUACCUGCGCCUGUGUGUGUGUACCACUCCGAUGUGUGUGUGUGUGUGAGGUGUUGUGUGUGCAAGACCGAUCUCUCAAGCGAAAUCACUUAGCGUCGUUUUUGUGUGUGUGUUCGAGUCUCUGGGCAAAUAAAAACCACAUUUUCUUAAUAUUUAACUAAUAUUUCGCACAACGGUUGAGAGAAAAACGACAAAAUUGGCAUUGAAGCUCACCGAAAAAAAACUGGUGCAACUAACGGUGUCCAUUACCCGGAAUAUUAGAGCAAAACGCAAAUAACAGUGAAAAUCCAGCUAAAUGUCAUAUGUACGCCAGCUGAAGCGGCAGAAAAUGUCCCAGGGGAAGAAGUUCGGCGAUGGCGAUCCGUUCAACUACCAGGAGCUCAACAUCAUCGGCGAAGGUGCCUAUGGAACGGUUUACAGAGCCCGGGAUGUGGUCACCGGCAACAUAGUGGCGCUGAAGAAGGUGAGGAUAUCGCUGAACGAGAACGGAGUGCCCAUGUCCACGCUGCGUGAGAUCUCGCUGCUGAAGCAGCUGAAUGCCAGCAAUCAUGCGAAUAUUGUUAAACUGUACGAAGUAUGCCAGUUUCUGGAGCGCGACGGCCAACUGCUGAUUCUGCUGGUUUUCGAGCAUGUGGAGCAGGACCUGUCGGAUCUUAUAGACAGACUUCCCAAAUCGGGCAUGUCGCCGCCCACAAUUCAGCGCUUGUCGAGGGAACUACUGACCGGUGUGGACUUCUUACACUCACACCGCAUCAUCCAUCGGGAUCUGAAGCCGCAGAACCUGCUGGUCUCCUCGCAGGGCCACCUCAAGAUCGCCGACUUUGGCCUGGCCAAGACCUACGGUUCGGAGAUGAAGCUCACCUCCGUGGUGGUCACCUUGUGGUACCGCGCACCCGAGGUUCUGCUCGCCCAGCCCUACAACAGCACCGUGGACAUCUGGAGCGCCGCCUGCAUCAUCUUCGAGAUGUUCAAUAGGCGCGCCCUGUUCCCGGGCACCUCCGAGAAGAAUCAGCUGGACCGCAUCUUCGAACUGACUGGCAGACCCACCGAGCAACAGUGGCCACAGACCAUUUCCGUGGCCCUGGAACACUUUCCCCAGCGGCAUCCAAAGAGACCAAAAGACUUUUGCCCACACCUGUGCAAGUACGCCGAUGAUCUGUUGAAUAAAAUGCUUUCCUACGACCUCCACUUGCGACCAUCCGCCUUGGCCUGUUUGGAGCACGACUACUUCCAGCAGGAACCCCUAUAGUCCCGAUGCCCAGAAUGGAUAAUGGAUAAUGGAUUAUGGAUGUGGAAGUGGACUGAUCAUUGCGGCCGCGCUUCGUUCUUGUUACAAUGUUCCUUUAAGUGUAGUGAAGCAUUUUGUUUAUUUUUUCGCGACAGUCCAGUUAUUGUGUCCGGAUACGGAUCCGGAAUAAAGAAUACCUUAAUAUGUUUGUAGUCGUAAGCUAAGUGUGAAUACUACUGCCGAUCAACUAUCUGAUGACCAUUACAUGUGAAACGAUUCUCGAGGGCGUUUUAAGGCCCUCCAAAUCGAAAUGUGAUACACAAAGUUCAGGAAUGCAUUAUACAAUUUCAAAAUUUUGUACAACAAUCAUUUAUAUAUGCAAUUAUAUAUACAGCAUACAAUAAGA